This is a messenger RNA of Pimephales promelas (fathead minnow), 945 nucleotides long. Its product is annotated as olfactory receptor 8B3-like. Gene Ontology annotation, molecular function: odorant binding; G protein-coupled receptor activity; olfactory receptor activity. NCBI's taxonomy places the organism in Eukaryota, Metazoa, Chordata, Actinopteri, Cypriniformes, Leuciscidae. Gene Ontology annotation, cellular component: membrane. The record is from RefSeq and is a predicted model, not a curated record. Gene Ontology annotation, biological process: detection of chemical stimulus involved in sensory perception of smell; G protein-coupled receptor signaling pathway.
AUGCAGUCACUAUCAAAGAAUGAGUCCAGUGUCUUGGUAUUUACACUCUCUGCUCUAAAUGAAACAAUGGAAAAUAGAUAUGUCUUGUUUUCUCUUACCGCACUAUACUAUCCCUUGAUGGUCUUUUGUAAUGUAACUAUAAUUACAACUAUACUCUUACAUAAGAAGCUUCAUGAGCCAAUGUAUGUGUUUAUAUGUAAUCUGUGUGUAAAUGGACUUUUUGGCACUUCUGGAUUCUACCCUAAAUUCUUGUAUGAUUUAUUAGCACACGAUCAUGUGAUUUCUUAUGCUGGAUGUUUGAUUCAGAUAUUUGUCAUUUAUUCAUCUAUUCUGUGUGACUUUUUCACAUUAACAGUGAUGGCAUAUGACAGAUAUGUGGCAAUAUGUACACCACUGGAGUAUCAUUCAAAAAUGACAAAUCAGAUAAUUUUGAAAUGUAUCCUUUACUGCUGGCUGGCUCCAUUUUUUUCAAUGUCUGUUCUUAUUAUUUUAUUAUCUAGACUCACCUUAUGUGGCUUUAAUAUUGACAAGUUAUAUUGUGAGGUUUGGGCAGUUGCAAAACUUUCUUGUUUUUCUACAAUAGUAAAUAAUGUGUUUGGGUACAUUGUUAUUCUUACAUGUUUUGGACAUGCAGUAUUGAUAUUUUGCUCAUACAUUCACUUGAUUAGAAAGUGCAGGAAGUCAAUAGAGGGCAGGCACAAAUUCAUGCAAACAUGUGUACCACAUCUGCUUGCACUGAUCAAUGUGACAGCUGCAUUUAUGUUUGAUGUACUGUACAGUCGUUAUGGCUCAAAGAAUGUGCCUCAAGGUGUGCGUAAUUUCAUGGCUCUUCAAUUCUUAGUUGUACCACCUAUUUUAAAUCCUCUCCUUUAUGGACUAAAUCUGACAAUAGUGCGCCAGCAUAUUAUGAGAUUGUUUUUCAAGAAACAAAUGGGAAUAUCAUAG